UUUCUCAACAGAGAGAAAGUCUUCCGUCUGAAGCCUGUGCUCGAUGAACAUGUGACCCUCAUUAAGGACCUGGCUAAGAGCAUCGAUGUCGACUUCUGGAGCCCUGAGAGCGCUGAGGUGGUGGCCAUUGACAUUGAUGUGGACAUCCGCGUGCCUGCCAUGUACCUGGAUAUAGUGUACACCACGCUGCAGCAGAGUGACAUGGAGCACGAGGUCCUUAUUGAGGAUCUGCAGUCCGCUGUCGACGGCCAGGCUGACAACAAGCCCUCUCCCAGAGCCCACAGCUACACCAAGUACAACAGCUGGGACAAAGUCCAGUCCUGGAUCUCCUCCAUUGCCUCAUCCAACCUUAAUCUGAUCAGCAAGCAGGUGAUUGGAAACACCUACGAGGGACGCCCCAUGACUGUCCUCAAGCUCGGUAAGAAGUCCAGCUCCACUAAGCCCGCCAUCUUCAUGGACUGUGGUAUCCACGCCAGAGAGUGGAUCUCUCCUGCUUUCUGUCAGUGGUUUGUCAAGGAGGCUCUGUCCACCUACGGCAGUGAUUCUCAGAUGACCAGCCUGCUCGACCAGAUGGAUGUCUACGUUCUGCCCGUCUUUAACAUUGAUGGCUACGACUUCACCCACAAGAGCAACAGGAUGUGGAGGAAGACUCGCUCCAGGAAGUCUGGAUCCAGCUGCAUUGGUGCCGAUCCCAACAGGAACUUCGACGCUGGCUGGUGCACCACCGGAGCCUCCAGCAACCCCUGCAGCGACACUUUCUGUGGGUACAAACCUGAGUCCGAGAUCGAGGUCAAGAAUGUUGCCGACUUCAUCCGUAGGAACAAGUCCACCAUCAAGGCCUACAUCACCAUCCACUCCUACUCCCAGCUGCUUCUCUUCCCCUACUCCUACACCUUUGAGCUGGCUGCCCACCACAGCGAGCUG
Messenger RNA from Plectropomus leopardus (leopard coralgrouper), 924 nucleotides. NCBI's taxonomy places the organism in Eukaryota, Metazoa, Chordata, Actinopteri, Perciformes, Serranidae. The record is from RefSeq and is a predicted model, not a curated record.